Messenger RNA from Rana temporaria (common frog), 2446 nucleotides. Its product is annotated as QRFP-like peptide receptor. Gene Ontology annotation, cellular component: membrane. Bases 679 to 1980 code for a protein of 433 amino acids. The transcript is spliced from 2 exons. The record is from RefSeq and is a predicted model, not a curated record. Gene Ontology annotation, biological process: G protein-coupled receptor signaling pathway. Lineage: Eukaryota; Metazoa; Chordata; Amphibia; Anura; Ranidae. Gene Ontology annotation, molecular function: G protein-coupled receptor activity.
UAGGCAGACCAUCAUAAACUAAGCCCAGUGCUCAAUAGCUUACCUUUAUUGUUGGGAGGAGCACAGUCCCCAUUCAUAGCUGGACCUUUAAAACUGUAACAGCAAUGAUCACAGCAAGGCAGCUUGCUUCUACACUUCAGCAUCGCUGACAAUUUUAUGUUCCAAGCAUGAAAUCUGCACUUUGCUGAUCUGACAGGCAUUGGACUGAGGCUCAGACAGGACUAGGAGCUGCACAGUCAGCCUUUGACUUUUCACAGAUCAGGAGCAGAGGGUGGAUUAAUGACACUGAUCCUCAUUCAACCACAAGUCAACCAGCAGCACAAAGUAAGUAACAAGCUGGUUGUUGGAGGGAUCACUUUGAAGGCAUCCAAGCAGAAUGGACAUGUGUUAUUGAAAGUGCAGCACAGCAAGAGAGGAUGUAUAGAGCAGCAUUUGCCUUACAGAGCGAGGACUGAUCUCUGCUUCACCGAUGAACUAUGUGAAAAAGGCACAGUUUAGAAAACAGAACAGGACUUCUCAUUCUUUCACAUCAAGAGUGUUGGACAUUUUCACUCGCAUCAUGCAAAGCCAAUAUAUACCAGCAAAAGAGAGAAGAAUUGCAGGAGGGGAUGCCAAACUGUCCCAAUUAAACCUACAGCUAAAAUUAUCAGCGUGCUGUUUUUCCGCCUAGAGGAAACUAUGAAUUCCUCUUCUGGCUCUCCAAUGUAUAACUUUUCCAAACUAGACUUUUUUAUAAAGGCUAAUCUGUCCAUGCCAAUGUUUGGAAAUGACAGCAAAGAGCUUGAUAUGGAUGAGUUGGAGAAAAUGCUGUUCCUCUUUGAUAAAGAACCUGUAACCAUCAGCCUUACUGCCAUGUAUAUCCUUUCCUUUGUGGUGGGCAUUAUCGGAAAUAUAAUGUCUAUUAAAGUGCUGACAAGGAAAAGAACUGGUAGGACAUCCAGUCUGAGUGCCACCAGAAGCCUUCUGAUUAAUCUGGCGAUUUGUGACCUCAUGGUGGUUUGCAUCUGCAUGCCCAUUACAGUUGGGAACUUGAUCUACAAAGCCUGGGUAUAUGGUGACUUCCUCUGUAGAGCAGUACCCUUCAUUCAGGCCGUAUCUGUUUCAGCCAGUGUGCUUAGUCUCACAGUUAUAAGCGUAAACAGGUAUUAUAAUGUACACAAUCCACUGAAUGCCAGAUCGUUUUUUACCCAAAGGAAAAUAUAUGGCACCAUUGUUGUGGUGUGGGUAAUAUCCUCCAGUAUUUGCUCGCCUCUCAUAUUCAUGAAUAAAAAGGAAGAUAUUGAAAUAGAUCCAGCUUUGCCUUCUUUAGUGUUCCCAAUCUGUAGAGAGAUCUGGCCACAUGUUAUGUUCAAACAGGCCUACAACUUCCUUUUGUUCUGCUGCUUGUACUGCUUACCUGUCCUUUUCAACUUAUUUAUUUGUUUCUUCACAAUACGUAAACUGUGGAGCUCUUCUGGAAAUUUUAAGGACUGUGACUCCAGGAACCAAUCUUUGCCAGUUUCCCGACUUAAGAUCAGAAAGAAGAUUGCCAAAAUGGUGGUUUCAUUGGUGUCGCUUUUCGCCAUUUCAUGGCUUCCUGUCUAUAUGAUGGACAUAUGGAUUGAUUUUAGCAUCCCAAAACCAACUCAAGAUGAUACUCCAUCACCAUGGAUCCUUCAGCUGAGACCUUUUGCUCAGUGGCUUGGACUCACCAACUCCAGCCUCAAUCCAAUUUGUUAUUGUUUUGUGGGAGACCUUUAUCGGUCAGCCAAACAGAUGAAGAGCAUAUACCACAACAGGAUGGUUUCGCUGUUUAGUUUCUCCUUUUCUGAUAACUCUCCAACAUCAAUCCCUAAGCUUCUGUCCUACAAAAACUCCUUACAUUCCACCAAAAGGUCCAAACUGAACUGCCCCUUGUCAAUGGGGGAGAACUGUGAAAGUUGCUACCCGGUGAUCAGUGUGUGUGAAACUCCUGCUCUGACCAGCCACCCAUUGUCCUAGAGGCUAAUAUGAUGGAACACUGAUCAUUCACUUUGUAAAGAUAGAUUGUACAAAAGAUUCCGCUAAUGACUUUCAUUUGCAUUAUAGAUCUAUGACCCAACCAGACAGAUGUGAUUGUCAAUAGAUUUUGACUGCUUUAAAUAUUUUAUUUCACUUAGUGUGAGUGCUAUUGCUCCACUCAAAUUUUGUCAGAGACAGUGUAAAAUUGAACAUAAGUCAAUACAGUAAAACCUUGGAUUGCGAACAUAAUUCAUCCCGGAAACAUGCUUGUAAUCCAAAGCACUUGUAAAUCAAAGAAAAUUUUCCCAUAAUAAAUAAUGGAAACUCAAAUGAUUCGUUCCACAACCAUUUAUUCAUAGGUCCUUCAGUUUAUAGUUCAUAUAAAGAGAUUACAGCAAUUUAAGUUGUGUAACCAUAAAAUGUCCAUCCACAAAUGGAAGCCUCCAAAAGUGGAUUAGAAGCAAAA